Messenger RNA from Aspergillus tanneri, 687 nucleotides. It is a transcript of the gene NDUFS7, whose product is annotated as NuoB/complex I 20 kDa subunit family protein. Bases 1 to 687 code for a protein of 228 amino acids. Gene Ontology annotation, biological process: electron transport coupled proton transport; aerobic respiration; mitochondrial respiratory chain complex I assembly. The transcript is spliced from 4 exons. The record is from RefSeq and is a predicted model, not a curated record. Gene Ontology annotation, molecular function: 4 iron, 4 sulfur cluster binding; quinone binding; NADH dehydrogenase (ubiquinone) activity. NCBI's taxonomy places the organism in Eukaryota, Fungi, Ascomycota, Eurotiomycetes, Eurotiales, Aspergillaceae.
AUGCUCCCUAUAUCUAGACGCGCCGUGCAGGGCGCUCUUCACGUGUCACCGCGACUGGCCUCGCGGAGCCUUCGAACCCAACCCGCUGUUAUGCUAUCGACCUCGUCGACUAAGUCGGCAAACGCGCUUGAGCAACAAGGGCACUCUGGCCGACCUCUGACCGCAUCAGGAAAGGUACGGAAGGAGGUUCCUUUGGCGAGCCAAGAGAAGAAGGAGGGCGCAAUGCAAUAUGUCUUGACCACACUUGACCAAGUUGCCAAUUGGGCUCGUCAGAGCUCACUGUGGCCUAUGACCUUCGGCUUGGCCUGCUGUGCCGUUGAAAUGAUGCACCUAUCCACUCCGAGAUACGAUCAAGACCGUUUAGGAAUCAUUUUCAGAGCCUCCCCACGCCAGUCAGAUGUCAUGAUUGUCGCCGGCACACUGACCAACAAGAUGGCCCCUGCUCUCAGACAGGUUUAUGACCAGAUGCCCGACCCUCGCUGGGUAGUGAGCAUGGGCAGUUGUGCGAAUGGAGGCGGGUACUAUCACUACAGCUACUCUGUUGUCCGUGGUUGUGAUAGAAUAGUCCCAGUUGAUGUCUACGUGCCUGGAUGUCCCCCUACAUCUGAGGCGUUGAUGUAUGGCAUUUUCCAGCUUCAGAAGAAAAUGAGACAUACGAGGAUCACGCGCAUGUGGUAUAGGCGUUGA